Molecule: messenger RNA, 617 nt
Organism: Capsicum annuum
Lineage: Eukaryota; Viridiplantae; Streptophyta; Magnoliopsida; Solanales; Solanaceae
Product: probable serine/threonine-protein kinase PBL25
Exons: 2
Coding region: 193-555 (120 amino acids)
Source: RefSeq, a predicted model, not a curated record
UUACACAAUGAUAUCAAAGAAAAGAAAUACACGUACAUACUUACAUCACAAUAGUCUAUAGGGCGUUAUCCAAUAAGAAAAAAAUAAAAUUACAAGUGACUUUUUGGUUACAUUAUCAACUCAACUAUUGAUAUGUACAAUAUGUUAUUUUAGGCUCUUCCAAGAUUGACAAACAGAGAAAAAGUAGUUGAAAUGGUAGAUCCAACAUUACAAGGCCAGUACACCAAGAAGGAUCUAAUCCAGGUAGCUGCUAUAGCAGCAAUGUGUGUUCAAACAGAAGCAGAUUAUCGUCCCUUAAUGACGGAUGUUGCGCAAUCUUUAGUACCUCUUGUGAAGUCAUACUCUUCUGCACUGCCUGCCAAUUCCUUCAGAUGUAACCAAACCGUACGUGAGCCCCCGGUCUUAGGAGGUUCCCAACAUUCCAUUUCCACAAUAUUAUUUGAUCACGUAUCGUCCAAUGUCCAUCUGUAUCAUCUUUUCAAAGCAACGAGGCUUAUGUAUCCAAAUAGUAGCACCCUGGAUUCUAGAAAUGCUUCCUUGUCUUGUGAACGAUAAUAAACUCGAUGUGUAUAAUUCAGUUUUUUGUAUUGAUAGAAUAAGAUUUUUUUUUCUUUGAU